AUGUCCACCGGUCAGCUAGGCAUGGAGAACCCGGGGCCCAGGGCCCGGUGCCCGGUGCAAGAGCAGCGUGCCCGUUGGGAGCGGAAACGCGCCUGCACCGCCCGGGAGCUGCUGGAGACCGAGCGGCGCUACCAGGAGCAGCUGGGGCUGGUGGCCACGUACUUCGUGGGGAUUCUGAGAGCCAAGGGCACCCUGCGACCGCCGGAGCGCCAGGCCCUGUUUGGGCCCUGGGAGCUCAUUUACGGCGCCAGCCAAGAGCUGCUUCCCCGCCUGGAAGGAGGCCACUGGGGGCAGGGGCUGGAGGGCUUCUGCCCCCACCUGGAGCUCUACACCCAGUUUGCUGCCAACGCAGAGAGGUCCCAGACCACCCUGCAGGAACAACUAAAGAAAAGCAAACGUUUCCGGAGGUUCGUGAGGCUUCAGGAAGGCCGCCCUGAGUUUGGGGGCCUUCAGCUCCAGGACCUGCUCCCUUUACCUCUGCAGAGGCUUCAGCAGUAUGAAAACCUUGUUGUUGCUUUGGCUGAAAACACAAGUCCCAACAGCCCUGACCACCAACAGCUCACACGGGCUGCUCGGCUGAUAAGUGAGGCUGCCCAGAGAGUCCACACCAUUGGUCAGAAACAGAAGAAUGACCAGCACCUCCGGCGUGUCCAGGCCCUUCUCAGCGGCCGCCGGGCAAAAGGGCUCACCUCAGGUCGCUGGUUCCUCCGCCAGGGCUGGCUGUUGGUAGUGCCUCCCCGUGGGGAACCUCGGCCCCGAAUGUUCUUCCUGUUCUCUGACGUGCUUGUCGUGGCCAAGCCUCGGCCCCCAUUGCACCUGCUGCAGAGUGGCACCUUUGUCUGCCGGGCCGUCUACCCCAUGGCCCAGUGUCAACUCCAAAGGGUCUUUGGCCACUCGGGGGGCCCUUGUGGUGGACUGCUCAGUCUGUCCUUUCCUCGUGAGAAGCUACUGCUUAUGUCCACGGACCAGGAGGAGCUGUUGCGCUGGUACCACAGUCUGACCUUGGCCAUCAGCAGCCAGAAGAACUAGAAGAAUCUUACGAAUUCCAGAACCCAGAAUACUUCAGGGAAUAGGUCAGGGUCAGGAGCACAAAACUAAACAAAACACAGAACUCUUCAUGCUUUGAGAAGGGUCGUUUUGUGUUUGCCUGGGGCUGGGUUAUCUGACCAGCUCUUCAGAAUCAGGAAACCAAGUCUGACCCAUGUGAACCUCCACUGAACCAGCCCCUCCAGCACAGAUGAGGGGAUUUGGGGCUGAUGAGCUUGGUGCUAUGUCUAUGGCCAGUCGUUUAUCAAGGCUAUGGCUUUGCAAAUGUGGCUAUUUUUAUAGUUUUAUUUUCCUACUGGAUUUAAGUAAAGUUUUUUUUGUGUCUUUGAAAGGCCUGUUUCAGCUGUGUGUAUGAGCAAAGGGAUGUCUGUGCCCGGAGGCUGGCCUG
This is a messenger RNA of Eptesicus fuscus (big brown bat), 1435 nucleotides long. RefSeq names its product Rho guanine nucleotide exchange factor 39 (gene ARHGEF39). The record is from RefSeq and is a predicted model, not a curated record. Gene Ontology annotation, molecular function: guanyl-nucleotide exchange factor activity. Gene Ontology annotation, cellular component: plasma membrane. Gene Ontology annotation, biological process: positive regulation of cell migration. The coding region runs from base 1 to 1029 and encodes 342 amino acids. NCBI's taxonomy places the organism in Eukaryota, Metazoa, Chordata, Mammalia, Chiroptera, Vespertilionidae. The transcript has 9 exons.